GCUUUUACCUGUCACGGGUGACACGUACAUUUUAAGAACCCGCUGGUGACUCUUGACACUUUCUGCUCGAGUUUUCGGGGCCCCGGUGAUCCUCCCUUCUCGGGAGUAAGGCGAGGGGUCCGGAGCAUCCAGCAGGUCCCAGCGGAGGAGGGCAGUGCCCCAGAGUGGCGGGAGCUGGCGGGGACACCCGGCAGAAGUGACAUCGGGCAGAAGGGACACCGAGCAAUAGUGACACGGUGGCUGGAGAGGGCUGGGGGAGCUGCCCUGUUCCGGCGGCUGUCCCGGCGCUUCCGAAGGAGAAAAGAACGAGGAGCUCCGGCUGCGCAGCCGCCCCCGCCCCAGGCGGCCUCCUGGGGCUCGGGAUUUACUCCUGGAACCUGCUUUCAGGAACCGCCCCCUUCACGGUGUGCGGUGACCCGCGCCGACCAUCUCCCCUUCCUCUCCUUCCUUGAGCAGCCGUGUACUGGCGGGGUCACAUGCUUGGUCUUUGGUGCCUUUAAUCCCACCCUCAGCGCCCGAGAGGGAGGAGAGAAAUUCGCGGAAGAGAAGUGAGCCACACGCCGAGAGCAGGAUCCCGGUGUGAGAGGAGCUGCGUGCGGGAGGGAGGCAGGAACGGCCGUGCGGGGCUGCCCAGCGGAUCGGGUAAAUCUGCCACACGGAUCGGGCUUGCACAACCUGUGCAGUUUUGGCAGCAAUGGCCCCAGAGAGGGAUGCAUUGAAGUGAAGGAUUGAGACCAUGAGCAUUACAGGAGUGCCCUCCUUCUGCAGCAGUUAUGUUAAACCGAGCCUGGCAGCUCUGUGGGAAGUGGUGCCGUUGGUCCAGCCCUUUCAUCCACCUCCUCACCCUGACUGUGGUGACUUUUGCUGUGCUGGCACCUUUGAUCUGCCACCGGCUCCUCCACUCUUACUUCUACCUGCGGCGCUGGCACCUGAACCCCAUGAGCCAGGAGUUCCUGGAACAGAACCAGCAGGAGGGUCAGGAUGCCCUCCAUUAUUUUGAGAAGAUGCAGAUGCCAAAUGCCUCUGAGGUGUCUGGCAGUGAAGCCUUCCAGCCUGUGCUGCUGAUCACCAUUAAAUACCUGCAGGGGCUGCACUGCCACCAGGGCUUCGCCAAGGACACUGCCCUCUACUCACUGCUGCGGGGCAAGGGCGAGAACGCCUUUGUGGUGGAGCCCAACCUGGUGCGGCACGUGGGGAUGUACUCCAGCCUCCGACUGAACAGCAACCCAAAACUGCUGUGAGCUGCUCCUGCCUUGCCACACAAAAAACACCCAGGAUGCUUGCCAUGGGCAGAGGAACAGUGUGCAAACUUGGAUUCUGUGAUGCUUGCACUGGGCAUCCUGUGUCUCCACAUAGACAAAGAAUAACUCUCUCUAAAACUACAAGUUUUCUUAAAAAAUCAGCCUAUGUACAUUCAGACCCUGUUUAGUAUGAACUUUGAACUAAUCACCAUGCACCACCUGGGAGAGAAGUGGAGGAUUCCAGCCCAAUCUCCUUAGCCAUUUCCAAAGAAAAGCUCUCACAUCAACAUGCACAGCUUUCCUGCUUACUCUCCUGAACAGUGGUUACAAAAAUCCUUGCCUUAGGACAGCAGAAAUGUUGGACAAAGUGAAUGCUUCAGAUUCAGGCUAAUGAGGAGGUGAAGGCCUCAUUUCCUUGUCCUUACUAAGGUCUGAUCUUUGACCUGUCUCUGCUCCAAAGCUGUGGUUUUAAGCAGACCUUCAAAAGCAGAAGUGGUUUGCAGGAACUUUCCCACAAAUUCUGCCUAGAUUCUUCAAAUUGAUGAAGUCUCUUUAGUUGCUGUCUCCCUAUCUACACCUCCACCAUUCCCACUUCUUUUGCUUCCACCUGAGGCUUUUAAACGCAAAACCUCUGCUGCUAUUGAAGGUCAUCUCUGGGAGUUGGGAUAGGAAAACAGAAUCACAGCCACUGGUGUCACACAGAUGGGUCAGGAAUGCACAUUUUCCUGACACACAUUGUAGACAAUGAUUGCUAUAUUGGUGGGGAUCAUCACUCAUUGUACUGGCUCCAUUAAGAAAGGUUUUAUCAACCGCUGAGUGAAUUUAUCCACUCAACAUGAAUUUACCUUGACUUUCCCUCAGUACAGAGACAAAUGAAGACUAGAUCUGUGCUACAUAGGUGCUGUUGUUGUGCAAGAUCCUUGUUCAUUCUCGAGCUGUAAUUCACAGCUCAGCUGGAGUGGUUCAUUCACUUCUAGCAGAAAGCAAAAUAGCUGUGAGAAACAAAGGUGGCUGGCUGUUCACAAGAACAAGCAACAAUAGCACAGCACAUCAAAGGGUCACUCUGACAGUGAUUGUGUGUCCUGGUUGUUAGGUAUCUGGGAUAGGUACUUUGUACAAGGGCAGUGGGCACAGUUAAAUAUAAAACCUUGCAGAUGACAAGAGGCCUCAUACUGAAUGAAAACAGGCAAAAAUUUGGUAUAUCUGAUGAAAGGCCCAGUGGCUUUAAUGAGCUUUGAAUCAAAUUCACUUUCAAGUGGCAUUUGGUUGAAUUAUUUUUAAAACCAUAUUCCUUCCUUUGGAAUGAACCAAGUAAGUAUUUUUUGUUGAGUUUAAUCAGUGGGAGUUGUUUGGGUUUUUCUUUUUGGUAAUAGAAGGGCUUUGCUUUGAAUUUUCUUCUCCCAGCUCUCUUUCAGGUGAUUUAUGCCUUAUUAUCUUAACAAGUUUGGUUAUAGGUGAGAAAUACCUAAAACUCCUGAGAGAUGAAACCAAAGAAAAUGGCAACCUCAGCACAGUGGAUAUCAGUUACAAAGAACUGUACAAAGGCAACAGAACAAAGGCACAGUGCAGUUAGCUGAGAAACAGCAUCACAGCAGUGCUUUGCUCUCCAGUGUUACCGUACAUGGCACAACAAGACCCCAGAGAGUGACCUGCAUCUCUGAGCUCAGAGCACACUGUAGAAAAUGCUGAUGAUUUAAGACAAAGGGAUGGGUUCUCAUUUGGCAAUCUGACAACUGUUUCUUGAAGAGCCUUGAGUAGGUUCAGGGACGAGAACCAAGGAAUGGGCUAAGGGCACAGGGUUAAAUGAGUGGUAAAAGGGGCAGAUCUGAGGGUCGAGGUCCAACAAGGACAAGGGAAAGUGGUGCAGGGAAGUGGCUAAAGACUAGGAGAACCAAGGGGAUAAUGGGUGGAACAAUGCAGCAGAACAGAGCCAGUGGGGAUUAAAGGAAGGAAGAGCAUUCUAGGAAGGGUACAUUAAUGGUAAACAGGGGCUGAACAAGGGUGACAUCAAUCCCCACACACUAUCAGAACACCAGAACCCAAAAGGCACCAAUAUGUGACUAUAAAAUGCCCAUGGAAGGGGGGCCUUUUCUUACUGUAUUCUAGAGGGGCAUCUCUCCCCUUUUGCCUCUGCCCCUCCAGGGCUCAGGUAUGACCACCCUGAUGGCAGACCCCUGGGCCUCCACACUCCAGUAAUCAGCUGGAUACUUCUAGAACACCUUUGGAAAUUAGACUGAGUAAAAACUGCUUGUGGGUUCCAUGCCAUUCCAAAGGCAAGGCCUUUAGGCCUCCUGGCAGGGGACACUGGAAGAAUGGCACAGUCAAAACCACAUUUUGUUCCCAGCUGCUGAAAGCCCUGGAGAUGCCAGGGAAGUCACACAGUGGGCAGGUGGGCAAAUCUCUCCUCUGGCUUCACUGCCGUGGGGUUUCGGUGUCAGGAUUUGGGUGUCACUGUGUAUUUACUCCACCAAGUGCCUGCACAUACACCUGGUUUCUGUAUCUUUAGAUACUUAUACAUGUGUACAUCUUUAGAUAGAUACAUGUGAAUGUUUUGGUGCAGUGGGCUUGCUCUUGUCUCUUUUAUAUCUUUAUACUGUAUAAAUCCAGGACAACACUCUGUUCUUUCCAUUCAUAUUCAUUCUUGCCUUAGAAAAUGUCACAGCAAGAAAUGGGACAAACAAUGGAAAAAGGAAGAGGGGAAAGCAAGCAAGCAAACAAGCAAGAAGCUGUAUCCUGUAAAUAAGUGUUUUGAUGUGGGGAAAUGAUUUAUCUAUUUGUCUCAAAGUUAUUUUCCUGCUUGUCCAGUUUUACAUGCAGUCAUGGGUUGGACAGAAAUCAUGACUCGAGUCCUCUCUUGAUCAUCCAACAAACUGCCUGUUUUAUUCUUUGGAACCUACUUACAUAGUUGGUUCAAAACUCCUGCGUCUAGAUAAUUGAUUGGUUGAGGUUUUAGCACUGCCCAGCUCCUUGACCAAUGAUAUGUCUUCUUUCUGGACUGAACAUGACUGGCUGAGGUCCCUGCUUGGGUCUGAAUCCAACUCAUCCCUGCCCCAUCCAAUGAUGUGUUUUACUUCUAGGCUGGUUGAAUUUGGGGGUCUGGUAUGGCCAAAUUUAUUUGGCAGCUAUAAUCUAGCUGAAACAGUGAUAGUCCAGUAGUACUUAAUUUGACAUUUCAAAAGUCCAGGAGAGGUCAAUAAUUUCACUGAGCCUCAUAGAUGAAAAUUAAGAACAUGAAUUUAAGGCAUCCCUUCUAAACUAGAAGACAAUUUUCAUGGCUUAAGAGGUGACAGAAUUUGACUGCAAGACCAAGCAAUGUGCAGAGGGCUCAGGGCUUGAACUUAUCAUUGUGAGAGUUUCAGAUAAAUCACCUGUAAACAAACUCCUUUGUGCAAGAAGCAGGUUAAUAAAUUCUUUAUGUCUUUCUGGGGCAAUUUUCUGAAGUCCACAAGUCACUUUUACAGCAGAGGUGCUGCAGGGAGCUGUUCUGAGUUACUCAGUUACUUGCACAGUGCCCACCCUGCCAAUGGAGCAUCCCAGGAAAGGCCUCCUGCUCCUGCCUUCCAGUCUUCCACAAGCAGAUUGUGUCUUGUUCCACUUUUCUGUGCUGCAUGUUUUACUAGAAAUUAGAAGUCAGAGAAGUGCACAUCACCGUAAGAACAGAGAAUGGGAAACUACAAUGAAUUCUUAAUUUCUGUUGGAUUUUGUUCUGCAGCUCAGGCUAAAAAUGCAGUUUCAAACACCCCAAAGCCUUUUCCCUCUUUUCUCUGAGGGGAGUGGAGCUGAGUUGCCCCAUCUCAGACUACAGAAGUUCAAAGCAUGGUAUUAGCUCCCUGAAAUGUGGCCUUAAGAGCUUGGUUUCUUUCACUUUAAACAAACUUCAUGACUAUUUUUGAAACAAACAGUAUGGAUUUUCUUGGGUGUUAGUUCAUUACCAAUGGUUUGGAGAAUAUUCUUCAAUGCAGCAGCUGCUGUUUGCACAAGAGGAGUCUUUCUUGAUGGGCCAUCAGCAGGACCCAAGGCUUUAUUGUCUAGGACAGUUCCACCAGAGUUACUGACUUAAACAAAAACUAGAUUUGUUUCCAAAGCAUGUCCAACAUAAGCAUGAUGCCAGCAGAACACAGGGCAUAAUCUGACAGGUCUCUACUAGAUUAGAAGUUUAAGAGGAUUUUCUAACUCCAGCAGGCAUCAAUGUCUUAGUGAGAAGGAACUGCAUUUGAAGAGAGAAAAGCCUCCCUUCCUAUGGUGAGGAGCUGUGAAUCACCAGAUUGGGUAUUUCAGCAGCAAUACUGGAUUAUCCAGCAAUUGUCUGGAUAUAGUCUGGAUUGUUUUUUAUUUUUAAUAAAGUUAUUUACAAGCAAAAUUUCUACAAAAUAAACAACCUCUCUGUAAAAAUUCUA
Parus major (Great Tit) is the source of this 5638-nucleotide messenger RNA. It is a transcript of the gene PGAP4, whose product is annotated as post-GPI attachment to proteins GalNAc transferase 4. The record is from RefSeq and is a predicted model, not a curated record. The coding region runs from base 774 to 1241 and encodes 155 amino acids. The transcript has 3 exons. Gene Ontology annotation, molecular function: glycosyltransferase activity. NCBI's taxonomy places the organism in Eukaryota, Metazoa, Chordata, Aves, Passeriformes, Paridae. Gene Ontology annotation, cellular component: Golgi membrane. Gene Ontology annotation, biological process: GPI anchor biosynthetic process.